AUGUCGAAAGAAACAGCGUCUAUGAGAGAAAUACAACACAACCGACAACUCAUUGUACAAGCUCUAAAUAAGAACACAACAAACUUUUCAAACUAUUCUAAGAUAUCUGAGUCAUUGAAAGAAGGAAACUUAAAACUGACGAUAAACCCAAUGACAGAUGAGUUUCUGUUUCAAGACAGUAAGAACCAUACUGUUUGUAUAAAUCCAACAAAAAGAACUUUAAACGAGAAACCUAUAGAUGAACUUCUUUUGAAGGCAGAUAUUGACAACAAAGCUGACAAAGAGUAUGUAGACGAUGAGUUAGCAUAUUUGGCUAGUGGGUUAGUGAAGAAGGCAGAUAAGGAAUAUGUGGAUGAAAAAGACAAUGAAAUUAUAAAAAGGGUUGAAUGGUACCAUGAACGGACAUCGAAGAUUUUAGAAGGUAAAGCCAAUACAGGGUGGGUUUCAGGAUGUUUAGACCUUAAAGCUGACAAGAACCAUACACAUACCAUUGCAAAUAUUACAAACUUACAAGAAACCUUAAACAGUAAAAGUGACGUUGGACAUACACAUAACUUCUUCUCAACUGUUGGUAUAGAAAGUAUUUUAGGAACGAUUGAAAAAACUGGUGGGGGUGGAUUAUAUUUUAAACCUCCUAACUUUCCAGAAGGUUUAACAUCGGAUAAAGACAUUAAAUGUAGAAAUGUCUAUGUCAUGGAGGAUGAAAAAAAAGUUAAAUUCACUGCUCAAGAUUUAUAUGAUAAAAAAGCUGACAAAACAGAGCUUCAAACGUUAAAGACAGAAAUACUUCAAACAGUAUAUCCUAUAGGUUCUAUUUACACGUCAAUGAACUCUACCAAACCAGAAGUAGUACUUGGUUUUGGAACUUGGACUCAAAUAGUCGACAGGUUUUUGUAUUGUGCAAACUCUUCAAAGGAAACAGGUGGAAGUAAAACGAUUUCAGGUGCAAAUUUACCUGCGCACAGUCACUACGUAA
Molecule: messenger RNA, 976 nt
Organism: Trichomonas vaginalis G3
Lineage: Eukaryota; Parabasalia; Trichomonadida; Trichomonadidae
Product: phage tail repeat-like family
Exons: 1
Source: RefSeq, a predicted model, not a curated record